Molecule: messenger RNA, 519 nt
Organism: Acanthosepion pharaonis
Lineage: Eukaryota; Metazoa; Mollusca; Cephalopoda; Sepiida; Sepiidae
Source: the annotation of a GenBank genome assembly
AUGCGAAAACAAUAUGAAUUUUUACUGAUGAUAGAAAACAUAAAUGCCUUAUCCAGCAAUUCCCCUAUCUAUCUAUCUAUCUAUCUAUCUGGAUCGCUUCGUACACUAACUUCUUCCACUUUUUCAUUCAAUCUUCAUUGCGAUGCUCUCACUCGCAUGCCUUCUCUCUUCCUGUUACCCUCUUCUUUCUCAUUAGUUCGCCUGUCUUGUGCUCUUAUUACUUCACGGCGUUCCUGCAAUACAUGUGGAUAUCUUUGCCUAUCAGCCUGCCGCCUGCCUGCAUCAGAUCCUCAGAUACGCGUAAUCAUUAGCAUCAUUUGCGCUCUCGUUAACUCUGAGAUUUUUUCAUACAUGUAUAUCUAUCUAUCUAUCUAUCUAUCUAUCUAUCUAUCUAUCUCUGAAAACGUCUCAACAGUUGAAAAUAAUCGACAAAGAAACGGUUCAUUCGCCUGGCUGGCUGCCAUUCGUACGAUUCAGUUUUGUUUGUUUCUUGAUUUCCUACGGGAUCUAUAUAACUAA